Prunus armeniaca (apricot) is the source of this 2157-nucleotide messenger RNA. NCBI's taxonomy places the organism in Eukaryota, Viridiplantae, Streptophyta, Magnoliopsida, Rosales, Rosaceae. The record is from the annotation of a GenBank genome assembly.
AUGGAUAAGAAGCGGCAAAUUGCGAUAUUCACUACUGCAAGCCUUCCAUGGAUGACUGGAACUGCAGUCAACCCUCUAUUCCGUGCAGCCUAUCUUGCAAAAGACGGGGAGAGAAUCGUCACUUUGGUCAUUCCUUGGUUAUCAUUGAAAGACCAAAAACUAGUAUAUCCCAACAACAUCACGUUCAGCUCACCAGCAGAGCAGGAGACUUAUGUCCGUCACUGGGUUGAUGAGAGGACUGGAUUCAAAUCUGAUUUUGAUAAAAGGAGCAUUCUUGCUGUUGGAGAUAUUUCGGAAAGAAUCCCUGAUGAAAAAGCAGAUAUUGCCAUUCUCGAGGAGCCAGAGCACCUUACGUGGUAUCAUCAUGGGAAGAGAUGGAAAAUUAAAUUUCGGCUCGUUGUAAUCAGAUUAUCUGCUGCCACCCAGGAUUAUCCUAAAUCCAUAAUUUGCAAUGUUCAUGGAGUCAACCCCAAGUUUCUUGAGAUAGGCAAGAAAAAGCUAGAGCAACAACAAAAUGGAAUCCAGGCCUUCACCAAAGGUGCCUACUACAUUGGGAAGAUGGUGUGGAGCAAAGGCUACAAGGAGCUACUCGAGCUUCUUCUUGAUAAUCAAAAGGAAUUAACUGGACUUGAGGUCGAUUUAUAUGGAACGGGGGAGGACUCUGAUCAAGUUCAAGAAACUGCUAAAAGAUUGGAACUGGCUGUUAGAGUCCACCCUGGACGCGACCAUGCUGAUCUUCUAUUUCAUGAUUAUAAAGUGUUUCUCAUCCAAGCACCACAGACGUGGUUUGCACCACCACAGCAGAAGCAUUGGCAAUGGCUCACACGACAUGCACUUGCUGAAGAGCCUGCCCAGCCGACUGAUGCACAGAGGCAUAAGCUUUCAUGGGAGGCUGCCACAGAACGGUUUUUAAGGGUUACUGAGCUAGACCAGGAAUUUACAAGGAAACUGUCAAAAAGUCCAACAAAGAACUUUAUGUCUACCUCAUUGGGGCUGUCGAGUAGCAUGGAGGGUGCAUCGGCAUAUGUGCAUCAUGUGGCUUCUGGUUUUGAAGCAACACGAAGGAUAUUCGGUGCAAUCCCAAAGAGUUUACAACCAGAUGAAGAACAAUGUCAGGAGCUUGGGCUGCCCAUCCCUGCAGUUUCAGGACAUGCUUAUUUGGCUACCGAGGAAUCCAAAUCAAGUGGUGUAGAAGGACAAUGGAUGCAGGCUGCCCGUGCAACCGCUAAAGAAUCUGAAAAAGUCCAGGUUUUCUUUGCUUGGGAACCUCCCUGUAAUGGCCAAUUCAAAUUGAACGUGGAUGGGUCUGGAAGAAGCUCUUCUGGCUGCAUUGGUGCUGGUGGUGUUAUAAGGAACUUGAGGGCUUAUGCAGCUCGUGCAAUGGAUGCUGCCACAGUUGUCCAGCUCGUGCAGAAACCAGACUUGUUUGGCUACCAUCCUCUUGCCCCACUGACGCUCUCUCUAGCUAACUGGAGCUACAACACGGACCUUGGUCAAUGCAUCCUUGAGUCUGCUCCCUCUUGGGUUAGUUCGAAGCUUCUUGAUGAUUUGCCAGGAGUUGUUCAUUCUCUGUUGGUUUGUUUAAAUCAUCCUGAAUUAAAGCUUGUGAACAUGGCUGGUGAGAGCUCGAGCAAUCUUCCCGCUGGUUGGGUUCAGGGAACUGAGAGAAAAGAGGAUGGAACUAAGGUUAAGUAUUUUGUGCAUUUGGGAACAGGAGUACGAGUAAACUCAGUGGAAGAUAUGCUCCAUUACAAGAAUAGCGAAUCAGGGGAAAUAAUCCCAAGCAGACUGGAGGCCGCACCAAAGUCAGCCAUCAAUUCUGCAGUAGCAACAAGCAGCGAUCACGAAACCUACUGCACGCUGCCUGAGUGGGCGUGUGACAGUGGCCAGAACAAGGAAGUCACCACGCUGUACACAUUGGAAUUAGAUUUCUACUUCCACACACCACGCACAUGUCCACCUUCAUCUUAUGCAACAUCCAGUUUCUUCAACAUGCCAACCCUUCUAAGACAUGCAGCAUGGGGUUUGGUUUCAGACAACUAUGUCGUCAAACCGGCAACAGAGCGGAGCUAUGGAGCUACCUCUUUUAAGCUCGGAGGACAUGAAGAUGAAGAGACCCCAAGCAAGGUACAACUGAAAGCUUUGCUUUAUAUAUGA